AUGAGUAGAGCCAGCAAGAUCACCUUCUCUCUUUCCUGUCUGUUCACUGCAGCGACCGUUGUUGGGGUCCAUUUCGUGCAGGGACUCGAGAGGGAAACAUUACACCAGGGUCCUAUCAAGGACGCGCGCAGGACCGCUGCCAGGAAGCAACAAAAACUGCAGCAGCAGGAGGACGAGUCUGCCGCGGUAGAUCCUGACAAAGAACGUCAAAAGCUCGCCAAUCUGAGCGAGCACGAAUUGCAACAGGAAUUGCGCAAGAAAUACGAAGCAAUUCAACCCCUAUCGGGGCAGGUCGUUACCAAGGAUGGAGAAGUGGUAGAGAAUAGGUCUCAUUGA
Molecule: messenger RNA, 336 nt
Organism: Torulaspora globosa
Lineage: Eukaryota; Fungi; Ascomycota; Saccharomycetes; Saccharomycetales; Saccharomycetaceae
Gene: PET117
Product: Pet117p
Exons: 1
Coding region: 1-336 (111 amino acids)
Biological process (GO): mitochondrial respiratory chain complex IV assembly
Cellular component (GO): mitochondrion
Source: RefSeq, a predicted model, not a curated record